Blumeria graminis f. sp. triticale is the source of this 1017-nucleotide messenger RNA. Lineage: Eukaryota; Fungi; Ascomycota; Leotiomycetes; Helotiales; Erysiphaceae. The record is from the annotation of a GenBank genome assembly.
AUGGAAAUAAAUAUCAGAGACUCAGAUGCUACAGAUGCUACAGACGGAGAUAAUGAUUCAACGAAAAUGAGGGCUUCACCUCAAAAAGGGACUCAGUCAAAUGAAUUAGCCUCAGCGUCAGGAGAUGAUCCAGAUCCGGACGUGGAUAACCUUGAUGAUCUCGAUGACCUGGACGAUAUGCUGGAUGAGUUUUGCAUGUCCAAGACUGAAAACAGCGUACUUGGCUCCAGUAUCUCACAACCAGCACAAUCAGAGAGUCGGCCAGAGGUUUUACUGGAUGAUGAGUUUGAAAAGCGUCUUCAAGCUGAAAUAGCUGGGCUUUUGAGUAAUUCCGAAAUGCCGCCUAAUCUGAUUACGGAUUUCGAAAAGAUGCUCAAAGAGAUGGUUCAAGUGACUACUCAGGAAGAAAAAGCUGGAGCAUCUAAUCCUUCUUGUACAUCAAAUGCGCCUCCAGAUCAAAAACUCAAGCCUGUAUCCUUGACGAAUCAAUCUGGACCAGACGAGAGUUUUCAGAAUACUAUUAAAAAAACAAUGGAACGCAUGGCAGCUUCAAGGGAUCAAGCAACUGCUGCUACAACCUCAGAGAGCUCUGAUAAUUUCUUGGCUGAUAUCCUGAAGGCUAUGCAAUCAUCAGGUCUUGAUGGCGAGGCCGAUGGCGAGGAAGACUUUUCGAAAGUAUUGCUCGGGAUGAUGGAGCAACUUACGAACAAGGACAUACUAUACGAGCCUAUGAAGGAACUCGACGAUAAGUUCCCCGAAUGGAUGGAAAAAAACGCUGAGAAGGUUGGGGACGCAGAUUUAAUUCGUUACAGGGAGCAACAAGUAUAUGUCAGAGAAAUUGUGCAACGAUUCGAAUCCAAAACCUACACAGACGAGACAGAAGCUGACAAGGAAUAUAUUGUAGAACGCAUGCAGAAGAUGCAAGCGGCAGGAUCACCUCCAGUUGAUCUGGUUGGUGAUAUGGCAAAGGCUCAGGAGAUAUUUGGGGCAGCUCAGGAUGGAUGUCCCAUGCAAUAA